GGGACUUGGGGUGCCGGAAGUGAUCAUUCCUCGGUUCUUCCUGUCGGUGCUGUAGCAGAGGAGAUGCUCCCGGCGGCUGAGAGGCGUCAGCCCGAGGACGGUUAGCGAGAGGGGCGCAGUGUGGACCCGGGGCCGGGCCGGGCCGGGCGGGUGGCCCGCACUCGGACCAUGAGCUACCCCAUGCACUGGGGGGAAUGGAUCCUGAACUUUCGGGUGCCGCCCGCCGGGGUGUUCGGCGUGGCCUUCCUGGCCCGGGUCGCCCUGGUUUUCUACGGUGUCUUCCAGGACCGGACUCUGCUGGUGAGGUACACCGACAUAGACUACCACGUGUUCACGGACGCCGCGCGCUUCGUCACGGAAGGGCGCUCCCCGUACCUGCGGGCGACCUACCGCUACACCCCGCUCCUGAGCUGGCUCCUCACCCCCAACGUCUACCUCAGCGAACUCUUCGGCAAGUUUCUCUUCAUCAGCUGCGAUCUCCUCACCGCCUUCCUCCUGUACCGCCUGCUGCUGCUCAAGGGGCUGGGGCGCCGCCAAGCCUGUGGCUACUGCGUCUUCUGGCUUCUCAACCCUUUGCCCAUGGCGGUGUCCAGCCGGGGCAACGCGGACUCCAUCGUCGCCUCCCUGGUUCUCUCGACCCUGUACUUCAUAGAGAAACGGCUCAUCGCGUGCGCCGCGGUGUUCUAUGGCUUCGCGGUGCACAUGAAGAUGUACCCGGUGACCUACAUCCUCCCCAUAGCGCUCCAUCUGCGGCCCGAGCGCGACGAUGACGAGCGUCUCCGGCAAGCCCGGUUCUCUUUCCAGGCUCGUUUGUACGACUUCCUGAGGAGGCUGUGUAGCUGGGCAGUGCUGCUUUUCGUAGCAGUUGCAGGGCUCACGUUUGUUGCCCUGAGCUUCGGUUUUUACUAUAAGUACGGUUGGGAGUUUUUGGAGCACACCUACUUUUAUCACCUAACUAGGAGGGAUAUCCGCCAUAAUUUCUCUCCGUACUUCUAUAUGCUGUAUUUGACUGCCGAGAGCAAGUGGAGUUUUACUCUGGGGAUUGCGGCGUUCCUGCCACAGUUCAUCUUGCUGUCAGCCGCAUCUUUCGCCUACUACAGAGACCUUGUCUUCUGCUGUUUCCUUCAUACGUCCAUUUUUGUGACUUUUAACAAAGUCUGCACCUCUCAGUACUUUCUUUGGUAUCUCUGCCUUCUGCCUCUGGUGAUGCCACUGGUGAGGAUGCCUUGGAAAAGAGCCGUAGUCCUCUUACUGUUCUGGUUCAUAGGACAGGCCUUAUGGCUGGCUCCUGCAUAUGUUCUAGAGUUUCAAGGAAAGAACACCUUCCUGUUUAUUUGGUUAGCCGGUUUGUUCUUCCUUCUGAUCAACUGUUCCAUACUGAUUCAGAUUAUUUCCCAUUACAAGGAGGACCGCCUAACGGAGAGAAUCAAAUACGACUAAUGUGUUCUGGAUCUUCUGCAACAUUCUGAUUUUGCCGUAUGGACUAGGAGGCUUUGGAAUUUUUCUCCUCCCUGAACAUUCUAAGCACUCUAGUGAAAGUUCCUUUGUUCCAAUAGAAAUUAAAACCAGUGUUGGCCUUAUAUAUAAAGGGGGCCCAAGAACUGAGGUCCAUGGUCCAUCCUUUAGAAGUCUUAGGGCUCAUUUGCUUGAUGAGAAGAAAGCCAUUCCUGUUUCACAGUUGAGAAGCCGGUGAAGCUAGAAGAUGCUGAAAUAUUUUUGAACAGUAGAGGAAUAAGGUCUCUAGCAGCGUUUGUUCCUGUCACAUGGUGCUACUGUUGUACCUUCAGCCCCUGCCUUUUUUUUUUUUUCCUGCAGUUCUGACAGCGGUGGAAGUUGACAAAAUCCCUAAAGCACAACAUUUUUACGUAUUAAGUAUUAACAGUUCCAUGCUCGGUUGGGAAAGUCUGAAAUUUUUGUAGUAAGUGUGGGGGCUUAGAAGAGAACUAAUCCAAAGAAUCUAAAUUGUGAUCAUGUAUUUGUUUUGUAAUUGAGUUUUUCAGUAUUAGUACCAGUGGUAUUCAUUUUAUAUAAAAAGAUUAAAUUUAAACUCAUCCACUGUAGACCUGAGUUUAAGAAAACGAAAUGGAGCAUUAUUAACAUGUAUAUGCUUAUCCUUUUUCUAACUGCUAGGAAGACUUUUCCUCUAGAGUUUCCUCUGAGAGCGGUGUGUUGUAAAAGUGGUAAAAUUUAGAUGCUAAAGCCUAAGUUUUGAGUAUAACUUCACUUGCUCUCUUCUGGUUUUAUCAUCUAAAUUGUUACAAAGGAGAACAUUGUUUAUAAGGCAUAAAUCCUACACUCUGAAAAUUCCAGGAUAGAAAGGAAGACUGCUUGCUGUAAAGCAUGAGUGCUGCGUGCUGUCAUUGGACAAUCAAGAGGUGGUAAGGGAUUUGAGGAAUUACAGAAAUGAGGCUGUGAGGAGCAGGUCUUUCUACUUAUCACUUGAAGUAAACACAGUGAAACUGUAUGAAUAAACUUUCUCAACUGUAUGAAUAAACAUUCUAAAAUAUUUUUAGAAAACAUAGAGCCUGUCUGUGUUGAGGGUUUUCUAACAUUCAAAGAUGCAGUAGCAAUAGAUGAGUAUAAUUUUUUUUUUAAAGAAUAAAAUUAUCAUCUUUAAAUGCAAGUUCAAGAGAAGAUAGGAUUUUUGUUUGUUUGUUUGUUUUUUUUUUGGUUUGGUAGGGGUUGGUUUUUCCUUUGUCUGGUUUUUUUUGUUUUUUUGUUUUUUUUUUUUGACCCAGGGUUUCUCUGUGCAGCCCUGGCUUUCCUGGAACUCACUCUGUAGGCAAGGUUGACUCAAAGAUCUGCCUGCCUCUGUCUCCUGAGUGCUGGGACUAAAGGAGUGUGUAACCACACUCAGCAAGAAGAAAGUUUUAACAGGCUUUAAUUUAUUUUUACUUUUAAUAAGAAUGUUGAUUUUGAAUGUUUAUCAGCUAGUUCUGAUUGUUUUAUUUUUCUUUGAGAUAGCACUCCAUUCUACAGCACAGGCUGGCCUCAAGCUCACUGCACUCUUCUUGCCUCUGAAGUGCUAGGUCUACAUGUCUGAGCCACUAUAACUGGCUUUCUGAUUGUUACUUCUAAAGCAAGAUUUUAGGGCUAAGAGAACAACUGCUGAAAGUUGUCCUCUGACUUCCACGAGCAUGCAGUGACGUGUGCUUGUGCACGUACAUGGGUGCACACACACAAACUAAUGAGUGUAUUCUCUCAAGAAAGCUAUUUAAAACAUGAAAAGGUCUAGAUGUUUUCAGAUAUAAAAUAAGUUGUCUCAAUGCUGAUGUCUAACGACUUUUAGCAAAUGUGGUAGUAAACAAUCACAUAAAUAUGUUUUUGGCUUUAGGAAAAGGACUUUGUUUUUUGGAGCCAAAGUCUCACUGUGGUAGCCUCGGAUGCCUCAGACUCAGUGUGCAAUCCCGACCAACCUCCAACUCAUCCUCCUGCUCUAGCCUCUUGGGUCCUGGGAUUAAAAAUGUGCCAGGCCAGUUUUUACUUUGACUGCCAUAUGCAUAUCCUUACCAUGUUUUUCUCUUUCUUUGUAAAGUUCCAGCUUCCAUGCAUGUACCUGGGUGACAUGAGAAUUCUAAAAAAAAACAAGCUAGAAAAUAGUUCUGUCUCCAGCCUGCAUAAGCGUAGAUGGCGAUAAUACAGACUCUCUCAGUAGGUCCUCUAGCCGCUUCUGUUAUUCCACCUUUGACUUCGAUUCCUCUUCCAGCUGCUUACCCAGCCUUUCACUCUGCUCCGCCUUCUGCUGGACGGCAUCCAACUCAGCCAGGGCGAGCUUUAGCUUUUCCUUAAAGACAUUCUUUUCGGAAGUCAUUUCCUCUUAGAGCAGAGCAUCAGAGUGUCCUUUCCUAAGGCGCUCCUGAAAAGAUUCAAUGACCCUUCGGGUUGUGCUCCAUCUCCAGGUGCUUAUGAUGGUAAAACUUGAGAAGCAAACUCUCCAUGAAUAUAAUUUUUGUGAUCAUGAUGUUUUUGUUUUUAAAUUGGAUUCUUUUCCAGGGUCAGCAACAACAAAAAACUCCUGAAAAAUAAGCACUACUCCAGAAAAGUAGUAUUCUUUCCCCCUGUCACGGCAAGCCUAGAAAGCCUUUGAGGAUAAAAUCUUUAUAGGCUGGUCAUAAUUAAAAAUUCUCUUAGGGGCAGCAUUUCUUUGCUGGAUUCCUUUUGGGAUUGGCCUUAGGAAGAAGAAUAGGUGGCUUUUCUGUUGCUUACUGUAUGUGAGAAAAGUGGUCAAUUGUAGAAAACAGUGACCUUUCCUAAAAUGGCAAGAUCCAUAUUUCUAUUUAGCUCCUAACAGCACACUGCUUAAGACAGUUUAAGAAGUGGCUUUCCAAUUAUGGUACAUGAACCUUUUAAAAUUAUUAUGGUGAUUGAAACCCCUAUUCUAGGCAAGCAGUCUGCCACUGAGUAAUGUACCCAGCCCCAAGUGAAUAUUUGAAAUUGAAAAUUUGAGCAAGGAAAGUAUAUAUUCAUGUGUUUUUAUAGGCCUGACUUUUGUUGUUCUUUUAGACAGUCUUAGUCCAGGCUGGCCUUAAACUUUGUUUGCCCAAGAUAAACUUGAACUGAUCUUCAUGCCUCUACCUCCUAAAGAGCUGAGAUUACAGUCCUGUGACACUGUGCUUGGCUCAGAAAUUCUUUAUCAAAGAAAUGCAAGUGUUUCUUAAGGGAUGCAGAAGAUAUUUGCAGUUAGUCUGCUGCAAACCUUUAUUUUUUUAAUUUGCUUUAUAUGUAUAGGUGUUUUGCAUAUAUGUCUGUGCACCAUGUGCAUUCCUAGUGCCCAAGGUGGCCAGAAGAGGGCAUUGGAUUUCUAGAAUAGAUGGUUCUGAGCCACCAUGUGGGUGGGUACUAGGAAUCCAACCUGAAAAUCUCCGGGAAGAGCAGCUAGCACUCUUCACCACUGAGCCAACUCUUCAGCCCCAUGCUGCAGAGACAUUUAGUAAGUUAAGCGGAGAAAAGACCUGAUUUGAUCUUUUGGCUUUUACUUCUGUUUUGCAGCUUUUAAAGUUUUAUUUGGGGAAGAGGCACACAUACCUUGUCCUGUGUAUGCAGGUCAGAUGCACUUGUGGACGGCAGAGGACUUGUGGUAGUCCAUUUCCCUCUUUCCAUUAUGCUGGCCCUAGGAUCAAACUUGGGUUGUCAGUCUUGGCAGCUGUACCUUUUUACACUGCACUGUCUGGUCGCUUUGUCUUUUUUCCGUUUAUGAUAUCUUUUGUUUCCUUAUAAGUCCUUAAAUAAUACCUUAAAAUUGUGUCGCUCUUUGACGUAUUUUCUGUGUAAUUCUCUUGUUCUUAUACUACCUGCAUUAUCUUUAUGUCACUGUAGCAAAUGCCUAUCAUAAGUCAACUCUCAGGAGCCAUAAUGGGACAAGCUAAUAACUAGCAGGUGAUCAUCCUGAAGUGGCCUGCCUCGGAUUAUUAUAUAAUCUGCGACAGGUGCGCCCUUAUUAAGAAAGGCUGUAAGGGACUCAUUUUAGGAAAGAUGCCUGCUAUUAAUGUGCUUUUCCUGUUACUAUUAAACAUAUAUAACAAUCACUAAGUAGUAGCACACCCCUGUGGAGCAGAUCUCUGCAGAUCCACAAAGAGCUUGUCGUGUUGCUAUAUAGACAAAUAGAUGACUUAAGUCUUCAUGAUGAUCCUAUAAGAAUUCCUAAAAUUAUAUCUGUGUUUAUUAAGCUCUUUUAUAACAGGACUGCUAUUAGGUCCUUUUUUGAUAGUCAAAGCUGCAAUGAGAACUCUGCCCAAGUGUCCCCAGUUAAUUGCUCUUAGAUAGUAACCAGACUUUAUCCUAUUCAGAGUACACUCCAAGAAGUUGUAAAACAAUUAACCAAAGGUCAUAAAAAGGGAACUAAUGAUUUAUUAUAGGUGUUAGGACAGAAGAUAAAAUAUCUAUUGGGCUUAUCUAUACAAAACUUCACUGAUAACUUAGUUAUGGUUUUAAACCUUCAGGGACCCUGUAGAGCUGAGACAAGUGAUGGAUGUUUAGCCAGAUAAUUACUCCUAACUGUUAGGAGCGUGCAUGUAAACAUUCACUGUUGUAAACUUCUAUUUCAGUUUAUGAUUUGAUUUUAUGUGUGAACUUGUGAUGAACUUGUAACAUGUGAUCAUGUAUUCUGGAAGAUAUAUAAGUACUGAGGACAGAGAGAUGAGGGGAGAGAAAGGAGAAUUUUUUCCCUUUCCCCACUUAGAGAACUUUUUCCCUUUCCCCACUCAGGAUCUUUUUGCUUAGAUAGCUUUCAUAGGAAACUUUUUUACAACUUAGUAAUAAACUCUAUAACCACUUUUCUAAGUGUCCUUUUUUCUCCCUGCAACUUCCAACUAGCAGGCUGAAAGUUAGAGCCCAGCAGCAAUUCCUGCUGCGAUAGAACAAAGGCUAUUAACUUAAUCCUUUGUGGUUUGAGGAAGAGGUGCUAAGUGCCAGAAACUGCAGUCUCUGCCUCAGAGGAUCACAGAAGGCAGGUCAGCUACAAUAGCAUAGUAACUUAGAAUUAGACAAGUAACUUUUUAGUAUAUAGCAACCCUAAAUAUAAGAACCAAGAACCCUCCGCCUACGCGCUCCCCCUCUGCUGUCUCAAGAAGAACCAAGAAGAAAGAACAAAACCCCCACCAGAGCUGCCCCCCCCAACAGUCAAUUUAUAGAGAGAAAAGAUUUAUUUGGGGCCAUGGAUUAAAAGUUUAACUUUGAGAUUGGUUGGCCUUGUGGCCACAGGCCUGUAGUGAGGUAGCACACUGUAGCAUGAGGACACGAUAAAACAAACUGUUGACGUUAUUGUGGGUGCAGAAGACAGAGUCUGAGACAUGGGUCUCUGAGAUCCUUUUGAGGGCACACCCCUAAUGCCCUAAAACCUCACACUGGGCUGGCCUAAAGUUUCCACAGUUUCCAGUAGUGCCGCAGUCAAGGAAACAAGCUUUUAACACCUGGGCCUUGGGGAGAGUUCAGAUCCAUACUAUAGCAUUAACUGUGUAGGACAGACUGACUGACAGGCAAGCAGUCAUGAUUAGAUUAAGAAGAAUGUUUCUCCACACAGGUUGUGAUUUUUUUUUUUUUCUGUAACUGCUUUUCUGAUGUCCCCAAAAUGUCAUUAAAGGUCUCAAGUUCCCUGGAUUGGGAUCAUUAUCGUCUGUUUUGUUUUUUAGUUGUAGGAGAUAGGGUCUUAUAUAGCUCAGGCUGGUCUCAAACUUGUUAUGUAACAGAGGCUGGCCUUGAACUCAGCCUCUUGAGUCUACCUCCCAAGUACUAGAAUUAACAGGUGUGCUGGACCAUGCCUAGUGUGGAUUAGGUUCUUUGGAAAAGCUGUGAGAAAUAUGUACACUACUGGGCAACUCAGCAAAAGGAUUCUUAAAACUGUAGAUCUCAGUCACUGACAUCUCGCCAUCUGGAUUUUAUAAGCUGUAUAAUGAUGUUUCAUAAGUUGUAUAAAACUUGAACUUUAAUUUAUGGCUGAAUAUAUUGUUCUUUUUUUCUCUUAACAUCCGUUAUUUUAUAUUCCUACCUACACUCUCUUGCCAUCUGUGAUGUAAGUUAUCAGUAGAAAAGAAAAACCUGAAAAAUUCUACCUGUGGUGGUCUUUAUAUCCAA
This is a messenger RNA of Mus musculus (house mouse), 7569 nucleotides long. It is a transcript of the gene Pigm, whose product is annotated as phosphatidylinositol glycan anchor biosynthesis, class M. The transcript has a single exon. Bases 169 to 1440 code for a protein of 423 amino acids. Lineage: Eukaryota; Metazoa; Chordata; Mammalia; Rodentia; Muridae. The record is from RefSeq and is marked validated. Gene Ontology annotation, cellular component: membrane; endoplasmic reticulum membrane. Gene Ontology annotation, biological process: GPI anchor biosynthetic process. Gene Ontology annotation, molecular function: dol-P-Man:GlcN-acyl-PI alpha-1,4-mannosyltransferase activity; GPI mannosyltransferase activity; alpha-1,4-mannosyltransferase activity.